Messenger RNA from Hibiscus syriacus, 1606 nucleotides. Its product is annotated as riboflavin biosynthesis protein PYRD, chloroplastic-like. Lineage: Eukaryota; Viridiplantae; Streptophyta; Magnoliopsida; Malvales; Malvaceae. The record is from RefSeq and is a predicted model, not a curated record. Gene Ontology annotation, biological process: riboflavin biosynthetic process. Gene Ontology annotation, molecular function: diaminohydroxyphosphoribosylaminopyrimidine deaminase activity; zinc ion binding.
CUUUUAUCUACCACUCUCCAAUGUGUGUUCUUAUAUUCCCCGCCCCCUUUUCAUAAUUACUGCAACGAUUUGAUUUUCUGAAUUGGGGUUUGUAGGAGAUUUAGGGUUCAUCUUAAGAUUGUGAGGAAAUGAUGCAAAUUCAAUUACUCUCCUUCCCAAACUGCACUCGACCUUCAGCCAGCAUUUCAGCUUCUCCCAGCGGUUUCACUCUCUUUUCUUCUAGACACCAGCUACCCAAACUUGCGGGAAAUCUACAUUUCCCGUUUUGUUCUUUUAAUUCGUCGAAAAGGGUAUCCGGGUUUCAAUUAAGAUCGAGAAAAUGCGGUGGUUUGGCUAGGGUUCGAUGUGAAGUGGUGGAAGACGAUGGGUUUUACAUGAGGAGGUGUGUGGAGCUGGCCAGAACGGCAAUUGGGUUCACAAGUCCUAAUCCUAUGGUGGGAUGUGUUAUUGUGAAAGAUGGCAAGAUUGUUGGUCAAGGGUUUCAUCCUAAAGCUGGCCAGCCUCAUGCCGAGGUUUUUGCUUUGAGAGAUGCUGGGGAUUCAGCUGAGAAUGCAACCGCAUAUGUGAGCUUGGAGCCAUGUAAUCACUAUGGAAGAACUCCGCCGUGUACCGAAGCAUUGAUUAAAGCCAAAGUGAAAAGGGUGGUGGUCGGUAUGGUGGAUCCUAACCCGAUUGUAGCUUCAAAGGGGGUGGAUAGAUUGAGGGAUGCAGGAAUCGAUGUGACUGUGGGUGUUGAAGAAGAGUUAUGCAAGGAUCUCAUUGAAGCCUAUAUCCAUCAAAUGUUAACCGGGAAGCCUUUCGUGACUCUUAGAUAUUCCCUCUCGGUCAAUGGUCACCUUUUAGACCAGCUCGGGGAAGGAGUCACCGAGGCUGGUGGAUACUACUCAAAGUUGUUGCAAGAAUCUGACGCGAUAAUAGUUUCUGGAUCUUUAACUGAGAAGCUUUCAAGUUCGAUGUCACAAGAGCCGGUUGCCAAUCAACCUCUUCAGAUUGUAAUAGCAAGUGAUCCCGAUCAACUUCCUCUUGCUAAAGAAGUCUCUAAGACUAUAGUAUUUGCAGACAGAGAGAUAACAGCAGAAGGAUAUUUGGCAAAAGGACUCGAGGCAGUGGUGUUGGAUCCGAUAAAUUUGACUCCAAUUCUAGAGCACUGUAAACGCCAGGGGUUGUGCAGUGUUCUAUUGGAUUUGAGGGGAAGCUUUGGCGAUCUCGAAGGACUUGUUAGAGAAGCUAUUGAGCAAAAAGUGUUGCAAAAGAUAGUUGUGGAAGUGUUGCCGUAUUGGGAUGAAGCAAACGGUGGAGAGUCACUUGUGGCAUUGAAUGGUUUGGUUAAAAGACUAGAAGUGAAGAACUUGCUGCCCGUGACCUCAAAUCGAAGCGUUGUGAUUGAGGGAUAUCUUCAACAUAAGUGAUUAUUAUCUUAUCGGCAGCCACCAUGUUUGUAUGAUAGGAAGAUGACCCCUGGAUGUCAAGCGAGUCUAUGACAGAGGGAUAGGUAUGAAUACUCAUUAAUUGUUAAACAUAUACCAUUUUCUUCUGGCAAACCUAAUAAUAUUUAUGACAACAGACUUGGAUUGCAAUCAAUAAAAGAAGGCAGUUUUUUUUUUUA